Messenger RNA from Toxorhynchites rutilus septentrionalis, 1153 nucleotides. It is a transcript of the gene EndoG, whose product is annotated as endonuclease G, mitochondrial. Bases 118 to 1080 code for a protein of 320 amino acids. The record is from RefSeq and is a predicted model, not a curated record. Lineage: Eukaryota; Metazoa; Arthropoda; Insecta; Diptera; Culicidae. Gene Ontology annotation, biological process: apoptotic DNA fragmentation. Gene Ontology annotation, molecular function: metal ion binding; nucleic acid binding; RNA endonuclease activity. The transcript is spliced from 2 exons. Gene Ontology annotation, cellular component: nucleus; mitochondrial inner membrane.
UUCAUCUCAAAUGUCAGAAUCAUCUGUUCAGUAAAAAGAACCGAACGGAAUGUGUAGUUCCCGUAGUUCCAGCUAAUAAUCUUUAUUAAUUUUAAAGUUUUUCUGUGCGUAUGAGGAAUGUCAUCCAGCCUGAUGUCGCGUUUCUUGUUGAUUUCAUCCGUCGGAAUCGGUAGCUAUUUCACAGGGUCUUACAUAGAAAGGCAAAAACGUUUAUGCGAUUCUGACGAUUAUGUAAGCGAUGGGAAGGAAUAUCCUAUCAACCGUGUUAAACCGAAGCCGGCUCUUCCUAUAUUCGCCACUGUAUCCGCUGCUUCACCUAUACCGGUGGAGGAGAAGUCCGUCGUGCCAAACAACGUUAGUCGAAUUGCACAAAUAAUGAGGUACGGCUUUCCUGGACUGGAUAAUGUGCGGUCCUAUGACGAUUUUGUUCUAUCUUAUGACCGGAGGACGAGAGUGGCUCAUUGGGUAUUUGAGCAUCUAACGUCCGAAAGAGUCAAACACAACGACGCGGUGGAUCGAUCCAAGUGUGACUUCGCACCAGAUGAAAGUAUUCAUCCGUUCUUCAGAUCGGUGAAUACGGAUUAUAAGGGCUCUGGAUUCGAUCGAGGACAUUUGGCAGCAGCAGGCAAUCACAAAGCCGACCAAAAACAUUGUGAGCAAACAUUCUUUUUGACUAAUAUGGCACCGCAGGUUGGCGUUGGUUUCAACCGGGAUAAAUGGAAUCACCUGGAAAGACACGUGCGAAAGUUGACCAGAGAAUACCCAAACGUGUAUUGCUGCACCGGGCCGCUGUAUCUGCCACGGAAAGAAGCAGAUGGCAAGUUGUAUGUUAAAUACCAAGUUAUUGGUGCCAACAAUGUAGCCGUUCCGACGCAUUUCUACAAAGUGAUCGUAAUGGAAACGGCUGAUAAGCGGCUCGAGAUGGAAUCUUAUGUUCUGCCGAAUAGCAAAAUUGAUAACGAAACGCCACUGAGUAUGUUUCAAGUACCGCCCGAAACGGUUGAAAGAGCUGCGGGAUUGCUGUUUUUCGAUAAAAUUGCACGAACUCAACUGUUUAAAAUCAAUGGGAAGAAGGUGUGAUUAAUUGAUAUUGGCUUACAAUCUGUAUUAUUAUGUUUUUAAUAAAAUAUGACCAAUAGAGAAUUAUUGAAUA